This is a messenger RNA of Magallana angulata, 3235 nucleotides long. RefSeq lists its product as uncharacterized. Lineage: Eukaryota; Metazoa; Mollusca; Bivalvia; Ostreida; Ostreidae. The record is from RefSeq and is a predicted model, not a curated record. The transcript has 14 exons. The coding region runs from base 64 to 2664 and encodes 866 amino acids.
GCCGCGCUUUCGUUUUCGGUUUGGAGUAAAAACAACAAUAACAACGUGGUAACGUUAGCUGCGAUGAACGAGUACCGGAUUUUCCUGACGGGGGACGAGGCCAGCACGUGGCGGCGGCUGGUGGGCCGUUACUUCUGGUUACCGGACAGUCAGAUCAUCUCACACCUGGUGCAGGUACACGGGCUGUCGUGUAAAGAUUACUGCUCACUGGACAGAAAACUUGAAACUGAAGAAAAAAAUGUAGAACAAGAAGCAGCUGAUCCAUUGGUCAGUGAAGCUGUAGGUCAAUACAGAAAUGGUGGAUCACCAAGCAACGGGACUGCAGACAGUGAGAGAACGCUGGGGGGCAGCACCACUAUACAGAUGCCAAAGGUCAUGGAGGUCAAUGAGUCCUGCUCUCCGAGAUUCAGCCAAUCAGAUCCUACGACAGCCAGUGUCAGUGACCAACAGACGCAUACUCCUACUGUAGAAGACAUGUCUACAGUCAGCAAGGAGGAUCAUCAGUCUACACCCACCACUCAUCCUUUUUCCCCAGUGAUAAUCAGUGUAGAAUCACUAGCUAAUGCCAGUAACGAGGAUAGUUCACCAUUUCAUCAGUCAGCAGCUAAUGCCAGUUAUGAGAAUUACAGUUCUUUGGUUCGUCAGUCAGCAGCUAAUUCCAUUAACGAGGACAAUUCAUUGCUUUGUCAGUCAGUGGCUCUGCCUGCCUCUAGCAUGGAGGUGUUGGCCAACAGUAAACCAAUCAUGUUCUUGGUUAAAAACAGGCACAACUGUAGUCAGAUGGGGACACAGUCUGCUGGGAUCAAAGACAAGGAGCCAGAAAAUUCAGAACCAGGAACACAGGGAAGUGAGCGGGGGCCCAACACUAAAUUGUCUUCAACAGUCAACAACAUUCAAGGAUCUGAAGAGGUACCCUGCCCUCCCCCAACGGUGGACCAGUCUGAUUCAUCAGAGUCUGACCCUGGCUACAAGUCUGCUGAAGCACCACACCAACAUUCCUCACCAGUAAACAAACCACUGAGAUGUAAAACAACAGUCCGGUUGGAAUAUGGUACUAAAAAUCCUUCAAAAUGUACAGUCACUAAAUCCAAAGAAAUUAAGGAAAAAGAAUCAGAAGAAACCUUUGGAAAAAAGAAGGACAGUAGAAAGAGACCAGAUAGAUUUUGUGUUUAUUGUCAAAAGAUUGUCAAAUGUGGAAAGCUGAGCCGCCAUAUAUCUCUUUCACACAAAUUGGAGCCAGAGGUGCAGGCCAUACUAAAGAAGCCAUUAACCACACGGAUAAAAUUCUUCAUUGCCAAACGACGUGAAGGGAUUUACCAAUACAAUCUCCUGUCUAUCAAUGGUAAUAAAAAAAAACCAUUGAUGAGAGAAAGAAAUACCUUGCGUAGAGACAACCCAAUUAAAGUGUGCACGGACUGUAAAGGCUUCUUCUCCAAAUCCUGCUUCUUCAGGCAUAAAUGUGUUGGGGAUGACAUUUCCCCCGAGUCGAGGAGACUCAUGGAAAUUUUCACAGAAAACAUGGAGGAAGAUUCAGAUUUCCAAGACAUCCUCACUGUGUUUGUUCAAGGGGAGAUUGAUGAGUUCUGGAGAAGCAACAACCUGAUGAAAACCAUUGCAUAUCAGUAUUAUAACACUCACCACAGGAAAAGGGGAAAAGAAGAGGAAGUGAGACGGACUACAAUCAGAGAUGUGAGGGAAUUAAGUCGGCUGUUUUUCCAGUUUCGUGUCAUGUGUGCUACAGGAAAGGCAGUAGAAGACAUGUUUGACACAGACAAUAUGAAGGACUUGAUGGAGGCCAUGAAACUGUUGGAGGCCCUUAAUGGAUCUAGUCAAUCUCUGGAAGCUGAGUCAUCUCUACAUAAUGUAGUUUUACGAUGUGUGAAAAGCCUUGAGGAUUUCUAUACACACACCAUGCAGUUUAAAAUGAAGAAGGAACUGAGGAAAUUCAAGCUAGCCUACACAAAGAUAAAUCCAAAGGCAAUCACAAAGAAAUGUAAUAGGAGGAAGGAGCUGUCUGUUUGUUCAGAGACUACAGUCGAGGCAGAGGUAGGAGAAGGCAAUAGCUCGCCUGAUCUAGUCACCAAGGAAACAAGAACUGAACAGGGUCCAUGCAGUGAUGUAUCAAUGAAGAAAUCCGGAAAUAAGGAAGAGGCUGUCUAUGAGGGUGAAUCAAUCAAUACGUCAUGCAGAGGAUCAGCAAAUGUACAGGACUAUGAGGAAGCUAGCUCUGAUUGUCCAUCUGAUGAGACAUCGAGAAGGAAAUCAGGAAGGAAACAAGUCUCUAAAACAUUUCCUGAUGAAGUGAAUGGUUCGGCCAAAAAGAUCCGACUGGAUAAUGUCAAUAGUGAGGCUAAGGCACUGACAAUGAAAACCAGGGGUUGUUCAGUAAAAUGGUCUAGAGAAGAAACCCACCUGUUGAGGCGUCAUUUUCAUAGCUACAUAUACACACAGAAUGAUAAAGAUGACAACACUGGUAAUCUACCAGGUAAGAAAGAAGUCCUGGCGUUUGUGAAGGCCCACACUAUCGGCUGUAUUAACGAGCUGAAUGAGAAAACACAAGUUCAGAAAAUCAGGACCAAAAUUUUCAAUGAACGAAAAACAUCGCGGGAAAAAGGACGAAAGAAACUACGUGAAAUGGAGGCUUUAAAGCUGACUGUUACCUGAGUAAACACAAAUUAUAGACUCAGGGACGUUAAUUGAUUCAAGGAAAAAAUCACAUUCUGAACUCAAAAGAAAAAGAAGAUAUGAAAGGGAAAGGACCUUUAAAAAGUUAAAAACAGAGAAAGAUACAUGUAGAGAAAGAGAGUUAACCACCUUGUGAAGAAGAGAAUAACUCCCCAAACUUGAACUUAUGAAUCAUUUUAUAUAUACUGAAAUGAAGUCUGGUAUACAGAUUUAUCCUAUUAAUAUCUAGGUCAAGUACCCUUUAGGGUAAGAUCGAGCAAUUUUUGACAGAAUUAUGCUUCUUGGACUUAGAAAAAUUCCAAUUACUUGCAAUUUCUGUUCAUGUUCUUCGCAAAAUGUUUCAAAAACAUGCCUUGUUUAGGAAUAUAUUCUGUAAGUCUUGUCAUAUCAAAAAAAUCUUAACUACUAAUUCACUUUUGAUUAGUAAAAAUGUGCAUUAUUUUGAUGAUUUUGUGGAAUGUUUCAACAAUAUCUUCUAUAAACGAUAUAUAUUUCUUUCCCAAGCAAGAACUUCAAAGUUUAUGACUUAAUAAAGGUUUUUUCUUAAAAA